GACAGGUUGGACUGAUCCCCAGGGAGCAGCUCCCACCGUGAUCCGCGCUCAUGGAAACUUCGAAGGCUGGGGAUUCUAAGUCGUGCCCGGGGAAACAAUCCGGUUAACAACUAAUCGGUGGUGCCGCAGUUUAUUGGAAUUUCGAAAUGACAAGAGAGAGAAUGAGUGGGAGAGAGAGAGGCCAGGUGCGGAUCAGCAAGCUGCAACAUGACAGACAGUGAAUUCCUUCCGCGUGAAGAAAGGUGUGAGUGCGGGAUAGAGGGAGCGGGCAGAACGCGGGAAGUCGACAUAAACGGUUAUACCGGUUGACAUCGGACUCGAUCUCGGACUGGAUAUCGGACUCGCAACUUCUGCGUCUGCGUCCGCGUCUGGCGCGAUGCCGGCGGCACUGUGGCGCGCGGGACUGCUGCUCAGCCUGGUCGCCGCGUGCGCCUGUCGGGGCGAGGCGCCGCCGCGCGGCUCCGCGGACCGAGCUCCCCGUGCCGCUUCGACUCCUCCGCUCCCCGGGCAGCCGGACUGCGUCCUCGGCGUCGUCGGCCGGCCCGUGGCGCUGCCCUGCUUCUACCCCGACAUACUCGCCCACGCCAACGUCACCGUCGAGUGGCGCCGAGGCGAGGAGGUGCUGCUGAGGUCCGAGCGGGGGGAGGGGGAGGGGGCGCGCGCGGGGGGCUGGAGCACCGACUGCGCGGCGAUCUCCGCCGACGCUGCGCGCACCGGGAACCUGUCUCUGGUGCUGCCGAAGGUCCACCCCAGGGAGGACAACACGUCCUACAGCCUGUUCAUGGCGUCGGGGGCCAAUCGAAGUGCGCUCCUGUGCACCGUGUGCCUCCGAGCGGCAGCCAGUUUCAGCACCCCGCUGCUGCACAGGCAGGAGGCGGAGCGGGGCGAGGGCACCACCUUCCUCUGCCAGUCCGGCGGUGGCUUCCCCGCGCCUGCGGUUCACUGGCUCAUCGAUGACACCGCGGAGCCCCCCGAGGGGUCGGUGUGGACCCUGGCCACGUCCCUCCCCGACUCGCGCCUCUACAACAUCACCAGCCGCCUGACGGUCAACAUCUCCAGAGACUCCAGCGUGUCGUGCAGCGUGGAGAACGCGUCCCUGAACACGACCGUGACCUCCACGAGCUAUGGCGUGCGCGUCGGCCCGGUGCACAGCAGAGCAUCGGAGGCCAUGUGGAUCUUCAGCACGGCUCUCUGCGUGGUGGUCGGCAUCAUGGUGAUUGUGGGAGUGGGCUACCAGAUCCACCUGGACAGGAUCAGUAAGCGGAAGAAAAAGGAAUUCCAUCGACAGCUGAGCACAGGACACAGCAGUCAACAUCCGUGCGAGGAGGAGGAGGAGGAGGCCCAGGCGUUGAAGCUGGCGGCCAUAGAGACGGAUGUUUGAAAUACUCCACAUCUGUGACUUUUACAGCCAGAUGCAACAGAGCACUGAUACGUACACAUUUGGUGUUUGUGUGUGUGUUUGAGAGAGAGAGAGAAUGUGUGUGUGUGUGGGGUGGAUGGGGUUGUAAUGUUGAUACACGUAUAGUUACUAUAAUGAGCUCAUCUCACCUCUUCACUUUCUGGAACAUUGUUUUAUGUUUGCUGGACAAUCCUUUUUCUCACGGGGAGAAGUUUUUGAGUUUCAAGAUUUAUUAAAGAUUCCCAAACCCAAA
Scophthalmus maximus (turbot) is the source of this 1652-nucleotide messenger RNA. Its product is annotated as ICOS ligand. The record is from RefSeq and is a predicted model, not a curated record. The coding region runs from base 377 to 1381 and encodes 334 amino acids. The transcript has 4 exons. Gene Ontology annotation, cellular component: external side of plasma membrane. Lineage: Eukaryota; Metazoa; Chordata; Actinopteri; Pleuronectiformes; Scophthalmidae. Gene Ontology annotation, biological process: cell surface receptor signaling pathway; negative regulation of T cell proliferation; positive regulation of T cell proliferation.